UUCCGGCCUUCUCUUCCUCUUUGUCUGGCGCGGCGCGGAGCGGUGGACGCCAUUUUGAGCUUCCUUGUCGUCGAGUGAGGUACACGAUCAUCUCGCUGCUAACAUGUCGGACGAAGGAAAGUUGUUUGUCGGCGGUCUUAACCUCGACACAGACGAGCAGGCCCUGGAAGAACAGUUCUCCAAGUACGGGCAGAUCACCGAGGUACGGGUCAUUAAGGACCGAGAGACCUGUGUAUCGCGUGGUUUCGGCUUCAUCACUUUCGAUAACCCGGAGGAUGCCAAAGACGCGCUGCAGGCCAUGAACGGCAAACAGAUAGAUGGCCGCCAAAUCCGAGUGGGCCACGCUGAGAAGAAAUCGGGCGGUCGAGGCGGUUACGGCCGGGGCGGCGGCGGCGGCAGCGGUAGUUACGGCAGCCGCAGGAGAGGCUCCGGCGGCGGCUACUGGGACAGCGAGAGGAGCAGCUAUGGCGGCAGCGGCGGCAGCGGCGGCGGCCGGUACGAUCAGCAGGACCGCGACAACUACUCGGGUGGGUACCGGAGUCAGAGCAGUAGCGGUUACUUCGGAAGUCGCUACCGGGACUAUGAAGCUUCCUUGUCGUCGAGUGAGGUACACGAUCAUCUCGCUGCUAACAUGUCGGACGAAGGAAAGUUGUUUGUCGGCGGUCUUAACUUCGACACAGACGAGCAGGCCCUGGAAGAACAGUUCUCCAAGUACGGGCAGAUCACCGAGGUACGGGUCAUUAAGGACCGAGAGACCUGUAUAUCGCGUGGUUUCGGCUUCAUCACUUUCGAUAACCCGGAGGAUGCCAAAGACGCGCUGCAGGCCAUGAACGGCAAACAUAUAGAUGGCCACCAGAUCCGAGUGGGCCAGGCCGAGAAGAAAUCGGGCGGUCGAGGCGGUUACGGCCGGGGCGGCAGCAGCAGCGGCGGCGGCAGCGGUAGUUACGGCAGCCGCAGGAGAGGUUCCGGCGGCGGCUACUGGGACAGCGAGAGGAGCAGCUAUGGCGGCAGCGGUGGCGGCGGCAGCGGCGGCAGCGGCGGCGGCCGGUACGAUCAGCAGGACCGCGACAGCUACUCGGGUGGGUACCGGAGUCAGAGCAGUAGCGGUUACUUCGGAGGCGGAGGUCGCUACCGGGACUAUGAAUGAAGGGCGAGAAUCGACCGUUUGUGCCGGAUUCCCGUCGACUUGCCGCCCAGCGCGGCUCUUGGAGUCGCAGAAAGCCGCUGUGAAUGAAUUUGAUUUGCCUGUUAUGUUAAAAUGCUAGAAACCCAGUUUGACCAUUGUCUUGAUUAAUCUUGUUACUUGUUGUUUGUUCUGAGGUCUUCCUUAAGUUGGGCUUUCGACUUUGCGCCCCGCUUGCCAUGUGGUUUUCUGUGAUAAUUUUUUUUACCCGACCCACGGAGUCUCUGUGUCAUUGGGACGGUGUGUUGGCGAUUUAAAUUGCCCGAGUCUCCUUCCGUGAGCUUCUUUUGGAAUUUGUCGAAACGUUUCGCUUUCUGGUGAGCUCUUUCCACAAUUCCAUGCGGCGCAAAGAACGAAAUCGGGCGGAAAACAUUUUAACUCCCACUUCCUGACCACUUUAUCCGAUUGCCAUCUUUAAGAUCUCAAUGCGGAUCGCUCGAGUUUCUUUUGAUCGACCGACCGAUUUUCUUCACUUAAAUAUCUCGUAUUGAAGAUUGAACACCUUUUUUUCUAAAAAAAAAGCUAACCAUCCCGCAUUUUAACCGUUAAUGCCUUUAAAUAUCUUCUCUUGGACCAGUAAAAUGGAGCCCGUAGAAAUCAUUCAUUUGAGCGGGAAACAUUGUCUGUUGCCAACAGUACACCCGAGUGCUGAGUCACUUGUCUCUAAAACAUAAUGAGAAAAUCAACUACAGAGCAGCUCUUCUGUCGUACACCUUGUCACAGGCCUCUUGGAAAGCAAACUGAUCGUGAUAUUUUUAUUUUGAAACAUUUAUUGAAAACUGUAUACAUUUAAAUUUUAAUUUACCAUUGUUGUACUUUCAUCGGCUGGUGAGCCUCUUUUGGACAUCAAAUUGCCACUUGGGAGACCAAUCUUUGCCAGUGGAUGUAUCUGAAUAAAGUAGCUUCAGGAAUUCUA
This is a messenger RNA of Amblyraja radiata (thorny skate), 2099 nucleotides long. Its product is annotated as 29 kDa ribonucleoprotein, chloroplastic-like. Gene Ontology annotation, molecular function: RNA binding. The coding region runs from base 104 to 1147 and encodes 347 amino acids. The record is from RefSeq and is a predicted model, not a curated record. NCBI's taxonomy places the organism in Eukaryota, Metazoa, Chordata, Chondrichthyes, Rajiformes, Rajidae. The transcript is spliced from 2 exons.